CUGAAGAUGGUUUAGAACCCUGUGAUGUCACACAUGCUUGUGAUGAUGUCACCGUAAGCUGUACAAGGAGGUGCGCGCCGGCUGCAGUCUCUUCAGUGUGUUUUGCAUUCACAACCUGUGGUGCAAAGUGUUUUGUUAGAGAGUUUCUAUUUGCGAUAGAGAAUUCAAGAUUUUGACCGUUCCUUGUCUGAAGAGAGAACCACAAGUGUUUUCAGGCUCUGACCUGUGACCAUGGCCUCUCCACAAGACCCAUUGCUGAAGGAGGAGGAAGAAGCAAUGGAGGACCAUAGUGAUAUGGAUGUAGAAAAGGGCGAUAUCCCUGAGAGGCAGAACCUGCCAUCUCUAAGCGUGAUGUCCACCGCACGUUCCAUCAUCACCGUAGUGAUCCUCGCCUUUGUUAAUUUGCUCAUCUAUGCAAAUCGCUCCAGCGUGGCGGGGGUGCUGCCUUAUAUACAGAAAGCAUAUGACACCAAUGCUAGUCUGUCCGGCUUAUUGAAUACAUUGUUCAUUGGAAGCUAUGUGCUGGUCGCACCAAUUGCCGGAUAUUUGGGCGACCACUGUAAUAAGAAAUAUACUGUUUGCGCAGGAGUCAUCGUUUGGCUGAGCAUGACACUUACCCUGUCAUUCAUCCCCGACGGGUACUUCCUGCUCUUCCUGCUGACGAGUGGACUGGUUGGGGCCGGAGAGGCGACUUUCUGCACCAUCUCCCCCUCCAUCAUUGCAGACCUUUUUACAAGUGACCAGCGGACCCGCAUGCUGAACGUGUUUUACUCCGUCAUACCUGUAGGCUGCGGACUAGGAUACAUCAUCGGGCCCAAAGUGACUGAUGCAGCAAGGGGUGAUUGGCACUGGGCAUUUCGGGUCACCCCUGGCCUGGGCCUCAUAGCUGUGGCUUUGAUGAUUUUGGUCACAAAGGAGCUUCCAAGAACGACUACAAACGGGAAGAAGAACAACAAAUCCCAGAAGUUUGCCAAAUGGGCGACAGAUCUGAAAAAACUAUUUAAAAAUCGAAGCUUCAUGUUAACCACCAUGGGAUCGACGGCUGUAUCUUUCAUAGUGGGAGCCAUAGGUGUAUGGGGUCCGUCAUACCUGACCCACGCACGAACACUCCUACAAGAGAAGGACCCUUGCCGUGCUGAACCGUGUGACUAUCACGACAUCCUAAUAUUUGGUGUGGUUACAGUAGUUUCCGGCAUUCUGGGAGUUGUAGCAGGGACGGAGAUAAGUAAAAGAUAUCGCAAAUCCAAUCCACGGGCGGACCCGCUUGUGUGUGGAUGCGCGAUGAUGCUCUCCGCCCCUUUUCUUCUGUUGGCAUUGACUUUUGGCAACAUCAGCCUCGUUGCCACCAACACCUUUAUCUUCAUCGGAGAGACGCUUCUGUCAGUAAAUUUCACCCUCAUAUCUGACAUUAUACUAAAAGUAGUAACUCCGUGGAGGAGAUCUUCAGCCCUGGCCAUGCAGAUGACAAUCUAUCACCUCCUAGGUGACGCCGGCAGCCCGUACCUCAUCGGCCUGAUAUCUGACACCUACGAACGAGGAUAUGCCAAAUCCCCUCUUCUGAAAUACCGCAGCCUGGAGUAUGCCCUCAUGACCUGCACCAUAAUGGCAGUCAUCGGAGGGGCCUUCUUCAUGGCCACGGCCCUAUAUAUAGAGAGGGACGAAAAAGAAGCAGAGAUGGAAUCAGAACCUCCGUCAUCCUCCUCCUCCUCACUGCUCCCUGCCGAUGAGGACCGCGCUUCAGACUGAGGAAAAGUCAUUGCUUACCUUUAUCUCGUUUACUUCAUAAAAAAAAA
This is a messenger RNA of Hyla sarda, 1793 nucleotides long. RefSeq names its product protein spinster homolog 1-like. The record is from RefSeq and is a predicted model, not a curated record. Gene Ontology annotation, molecular function: transmembrane transporter activity. Gene Ontology annotation, cellular component: membrane. Gene Ontology annotation, biological process: transmembrane transport. The transcript has 2 exons. NCBI's taxonomy places the organism in Eukaryota, Metazoa, Chordata, Amphibia, Anura, Hylidae. Bases 232 to 1746 code for a protein of 504 amino acids.